This is a messenger RNA of Populus nigra (black poplar), 1687 nucleotides long. Its product is annotated as disease resistance protein RGA2-like. The record is from RefSeq and is a predicted model, not a curated record. Lineage: Eukaryota; Viridiplantae; Streptophyta; Magnoliopsida; Malpighiales; Salicaceae. Gene Ontology annotation, molecular function: ADP binding. Bases 95 to 964 code for a protein of 289 amino acids. The transcript has a single exon.
ACUUCUCCUCUCCACUCAGAAAAGAAAGCAGAACUCCGCUCUUAUCUCAAUCAUUUCUUCCUAUCAAACACUUCUCCCCUCACUCAAAAAGAAAAUGGCCGAAGCUUUUGCAGCCGAGAUUGCAAAAUCCCUUCUAGGGAAGUUAGGCUCUUUUGCUGGUCAAGAAUUUUGUUUGGCAUGGGGACUUGAAGCUGACAUUGCUGGUCUUGAAAAGAGAUUGAAAGCCAUCAACGCGGUGCUGUCUGAUGCUGAACAGAAACAAUCAAAGAAUGAGAGGAUUCGGUUCUGGCUCAACGAUCUCAGACAAGUCUUGUAUGAUGCAGAGGACGUGCUGGACGAAAUCGAGUGCGAAACUUUGAGAAGAGAGGUGGUGAAAACAACAGGGAGCACCAGCAGAAAGGUACGGCGAUUCUUUUCAAGCUCUAAUAAGAUUCCAUUCCGUUUAAGAAUGGGUCAUAAGAUAAAGAGCAUCAUAGAAAGACUAGCUGAGAUCUCAUCUCUUAAGUCUGACUUCAACCUCAGCGAACAGACUAUUGAUUGUAGUCAUGUCUUGCAUGAGGAAACAGAGAUGAACCGAUCCUUUGAGAGCUUUUCCGGUCUUAUCGGAAGAGAUGAAGACAAAGAACGCAUCAUCAACCUUUUAGUAGCACCUUUUAAGGUUGGUGAUGCACAUCCCCUUGUCCUUCCGAUAGUAGGAAUGGGAGGCUUGGGGAAGACAUCUCUUGCCAAAUCGGUGUAUGAUGAUGAAAAUGUAAAAAGUCAUUUUCAACUGAAUAUGGAGGUCUGUGUUUCAGAUGAUUUUUCCUUGAAACAUGUGAUACAAAAGAUUAUUAAAUCUGCAACUGGGGAAAGAUGUGCGGAUUUGGAUGGGGGUGAACUUAAUAAAAAACUUGAAGAAAUUUUGAAUGGUAAGAAAUACUUGCUUCUUUUGGAUGAUGUUUGGAAUGAAGAAGCUCAAAAAUGAUUGUUGUUGAAGACUUUGUUAUCAAAAGGUGCUGAUGGAAGUAAGAUUAUAGUAACUACCCGUAGUCAACGUGUUGCUGAGAUUAUGGGUACUGUUGCUGCAUACAACCUAAGUCUUCUUGGUCAAGAGGACUGCCUGUCGUUGUUUUACAAGUGUGCAUUCAAGGAAGGGCAAAUGCAUCCAAAUUUGGUUGGAAUUGGGGAAGAAAUAGUGGCGAAAUGCAAGCAAGUUCCUCUGGCAGUGAUUAACUUGGGGACUCAACUGUAUGGUAAGACUGAUGAAAAAGAGUGGAAAUCGGUGAGAGACAGUGAGAAGAGGGAGAUGGCAUUUUACUUGCCUUGAAAAUAAGCUAUCAAAGACUGCCGACUCACUUGAAAAGAUGCUUUCUUUAUUGUUCCGUUUUUCCAAAAGAUUACCCAUUCGGAGAUCUCUUAUUGGUGCAAUUUUGGAUGGCACAUGGGCUCAUUCAUCAAUCAUCAAAUCCAAAUGAGAAGUUGGAAGAUGUUGGCUUGCGUUAUGUGCGCAAGUUGAUCUCAAGAUGUUUCUUCCAAGAUUAUGAGGAUGUGAUGGUUGUAGCUGCCUUUAAGAUGCAUGAUUUAAUGCAUGAUCUUGCAUCAUCAUUGGCUCAAAAUGAGUUUUCAAUCAUAAGCUCUCAAAACCACCAAAUUUCCAAAACGACCCGUCAUUUGUCAGUUCUUGACUCUGAUUCAUUUUUUCAUAAAA